This is a messenger RNA of Cyphomyrmex costatus, 1854 nucleotides long. It is a transcript of the gene Pgk, whose product is annotated as phosphoglycerate kinase. Gene Ontology annotation, cellular component: cytosol. Gene Ontology annotation, biological process: glycolytic process; gluconeogenesis. Gene Ontology annotation, molecular function: phosphoglycerate kinase activity; ADP binding; ATP binding. The record is from RefSeq and is a predicted model, not a curated record. The coding region runs from base 1 to 1248 and encodes 415 amino acids. NCBI's taxonomy places the organism in Eukaryota, Metazoa, Arthropoda, Insecta, Hymenoptera, Formicidae. The transcript is spliced from 5 exons.
AUGGCACUCAACAAGCUCAGCAUCGAUAAGGUGGAGUUGUCGGACAAGAGGGUGCUUAUACGGGUUGACUUCAAUGUGCCAUUGAAAGAGGGUAAGAUAACAAACAAUCAGAGAAUCGUUGCUGCGCUGGACACAGUGAAAUAUGCCAUUGAUAAGAAGGCUAAGUCAAUCGUGCUAAUGUCCCAUCUGGGCCGACCGGAUGGUAAGAGGGACGAGAAAUAUACAUUGAAACCUGUGGCCGAGGAACUGAAAACUCUGUUAGGAAGGGAGAUCCUGUUUUUGAAUGACUGUGUUGGAUCAGAAGUAGAAGCUGCUUGCGCCAAUCCAGCACCUGGUACUAUUAUUUUAUUGGAAAAUCUGAGAUUUCACGUUGAGGAGGAGGGGAAAGGUGUAGGUCCUGAUGGAAAUAAGAUUAAAGCUGACAAGGAUAAAGUUGCUGAAUUUAGAGCAUCUCUGAGAAAGCUAGGAGAUGUAUAUAUAAAUGAUGCCUUUGGAACUGCUCAUCGUGCUCAUAGUUCUAUGAUGGGAGAUGGAUUUGACAUAAGAGCAAGUGGUUUUUUGUUGAAAAAGGAACUUGCAUACUUUGCGAAAGCUCUAGACAAUCCAGAAAGACCGUUUUUAGCUAUACUUGGAGGGGCUAAGAUUGCUGACAAAAUUCAAUUAAUUAAUAAUCUUCUAGACAAAGUGAAUGAAAUGAUUAUUGGAGGUGGUAUGGCAUAUACAUUCUUAAAAGUGUCCAAAGGUAUGAAGAUUGGGAACUCAUUGUUUGACGAAGAAGGAGCAAAAAUUGUGAACGACUUAUUGGAUAAAGCAAAAAAAAAUAGCGUCCAAAUUCACUUGCCGGUGGAUUUUGUGACUGCCGAUAAAUUUGCAGAGAAUGCAGCAGUAGGAGCUGCGGAUGUUGAGAAUGGUAUACCUGAUGGAUGGAUGGGUCUUGAUGUAGGCCCAAAAUCAAGAGAUUUGUUUGCAGAACCAAUUAAGAGAGCAAAAGUUAUAGUAUGGAAUGGCCCAGCGGGAGUAUUCGAAUUUGAAAACUUCAGUAGAGGUACAAAAAGUUUGAUGGACAAUGUUGUUGAAGCCACAAUUCGGGGAACGAUUACUAUUAUCGGUGGAGGUGACACGGCAACGUGUGCAGCUAAGUGGAAAACGGAGGAUAAAGUGAGUCACGUGAGUACCGGUGGUGGUGCAAGCUUGGAACUUUUGGAGGGUAAAGUAUUACCCGGCGUUGCCGCUCUCUCUUCAUCAUAAAUCUAUCUUCGAAAUAUGUGAACUAAAAUAACGACCAAUUGUUUCGUGACGUAACCGUUCACCGGUUCUAUAGAAAUUUAACGAGUAGCAUUUGGAUGUUGGGAUCAUGGUUUUUUCCAAGAUCUUAGUCAAAUUUGGUAUUAGUGAGAUUUACGUAGAAGAUCAUAUCUGUCUUUUAUUUUUUCUCAAUAUAAUUAUGUUGCUUUGUUUUUUGAAAUCCCAACAUUCUUUUACAAGAAAUAUUGAAGUUAUAUGUUCGCGUAUUGGCAUACUCUUAGAUCUCUAUGGUACGUACAAUUAUAUUGAUAAACAGUUUAGUACAUAACUAUCAGAUGUGUAUAUUAUGUGCGAAGUGUAAUAUACUAACUAAUAUAAGACAAUUGUAUGUAUAUAUUCUACAUUAGCUAUUAAGGAAAUAAUUGUAAGGAGAGACAAUUGCCGUUAUACUAAUAAUGUAAUCGUCCCUGCACGGUAAAAAGUUCGCUCAUAGUUUGAACACAGACUUCGGAUUACUCUGCAUCAUAUUAAAAUGUAAAUAUUAACUUUUAUUUAAUAUAGAGUAAUUAUAUACUUUCGGCCAUCUGUAUAAUGUCGAAAAUAAAUACU